UUUUUAUAAGCUAGCCAUUUGUGCGUGUUUGCGAACUUCAAAGGGAUCUAUUUCGGUGACCUGUUGCGUGCGAGACUGCCUGCUGCCUGCGAGUCCCGGCCUCCCCUCGGCAGGUUGUUUACGCCCGCCGCGCCCUAUUGCGUCAGACACUAUCGACUGGGACUUGGCGCCUCGCUGGCGGGACGCGUCUGGAGUUACUCCAGUUAGUCCUUACACAAACUCCGCGUGGAGCACGCGUGUGAAAUGUAUUUAAUACUUUUGUUGCUGCUUUUUACGACCGCCGACGCUAGGAAAUCCGGUGGGGGCAGGACGCAUUCUGGCGGAUACGGUGGGGGCCACGGCUACGGCGGGGGCCACGGCUACGGCGGGGGUCACAAUUAUGGCGGGGGCCACACUUAUCCUGCGUCCACAGGAUUAUCUGGCGCCGGUACCGGAACCCACCAGACGGGCUCGCAUCAGACCGGGUCCCACUCCUACCCUGCCUCAACUGGCCUCUCCGGAAACAAUAACAUCCCGAAGCAGACAUCCAACCAGCAUAAUGUACACAAUACGCACAAAACUGAAGUACACCACCACCAUCAUUACAGCCCCCCUCAGCAAAUUGGAUACGGGGCACAGAGCUAUCCCGUCUACCAUUCGCCACCGCCCGUCUACGUGUACCAGUACAGAGAUUCAGGGAGCCGGUUCGACAAUCUACUGACGGGACUAGCACUCUACAACUUGGGAAGGAUGUCGAGCCGCCACAGCCAUUACGACGCGAACACGCAAUACGUGGGGAGUCACGGAGAAGUUUGCAAGUUGGGGAUAAGAAGAAGGAACGGGGACUACGAAGAGACGCGCAUCGAUUGCAAGCUCAUGACGAGUUUUAUAUGGGAAAGCGAUUCGAGGUCCAAUCACGUCACUGACCAGACUCAACAAAAGACCGUGGUAAGUUCGGAAGUGAAGGUGACGCAGACGAACACUACUGCUGGGAAUAUGUCUGUAACGACCACCACGACGAAUACUACGCUAGUGGAUGCUGUAGACGUGAAAGGGAAGUCGAUGGACGUAACGCCGGACAUGACGUGCUAUCUCAUUCGCAUAUCGAGGGACACCUCGAUGUUGAAGAAAGAAGUGACUUGCGGUUUGUUGCAGACGUACGCGACGAACUCGUUUCGGAAUAGUGCCGUGAAAGUAUAUCCAGUUCUAUCGUUGUUUGUCUUUCAAAUGUUUCUUAUCCAGGUUAUUUAAAUUAAAUUAUUAAGGACUAUUUUUGUUCACUUAAUUAAAUAUUAUAGCGAGGUAAAAUAUUCGUCGAUUGUAAGGAAAAA
Molecule: messenger RNA, 1310 nt
Organism: Ostrinia furnacalis (Asian corn borer)
Lineage: Eukaryota; Metazoa; Arthropoda; Insecta; Lepidoptera; Crambidae
Exons: 1
Coding region: 244-1230 (328 amino acids)
Source: RefSeq, a predicted model, not a curated record